ACGAGCUCCGGCCAACGCAGAGAAACAUGAGGCCGGUGCUGUGCGGAGCGCUUUUCGCCUCGCUAUUGGCGGCCUGCUGGGGUGACUUCGGCGGCGGUGGAGGACAUGGAGGUGGCGGGGGAGGCAGCAGCUACAGCGCCCCGCCUAUCAGCAGUGGUGGUGGAGGCGGAGGAUACGGAGGAGGAGGUGUGAGCAGCAGCUACAGCGCUCCUUCAGGUGGUGGAGGAAUGUAUGGCGGCAGCAGCGGUGGCGGAGGAGGAGGUUAUGGUGGAGGCGGCGGCGGAGGAGGAGGUGGGGGAGGAUACGGAGGAGGAGGUGCAGUAAGCAGUAGCUACAGCGCGCCGGCUCCAAGUGGAGGAGGAAUGUAUGGCGGCGGCGGUGGCGGAGGAGGAGGGGGUGGCGGCUAUGGUGGCGGCUCCUCUGGUGGCGGCGGCGGCUAUGGCGGUGGUGGCUCUUCUGGUGGCAGCGGCGGCGGCUAUGGCGGUGGUGGCUCAUCUGGUGGCGGCGGCGGCUACGGCGGAGGAGGCUCCUCUGGUGGCGGAGGAGGCGGCUACGGGGGCGGUGGCUCUUCCGGUGGUGGUGGCGGCUAUGGCGGUGGCUCCUCUGGUGGCGGUGGCGGCGGCUACGGCGGCGGUGGCUCCUCUGGUGGCGGUGCUGGCUAUGGUGGCGGCACUUCAGGUGGCGGCGGCGGCGGCGGCGGCGGCGGCUAUGGUGGCGGUUCCUCUAGUGGCGGCGGCGGCUAUGGUGGCGGCUCCUCUGGUGGCGGCGGCGGCGGCGGCUACGGCGGUGGCUCUUCUGGUGGCGGGGGCGGCGGAGAUGGCGGUGGUGGCUCCUCUGGUGGCGGCGGCGGCGGCUAUAGUGGCGGCUCCUCAGGUGGCGGCGGCGGCGGCUACAGCGGCGGUGGCUCUUCUGGUGGUGGCGGCGGCUAUGGCGGUGGCUCUUCUGGUGGCGGCGGCGGCUAUGGCGGCGGCUCCUCUGGUGGCGGCGGGGGUGGUUAUGGCGGUGGCGGCUCCUCUGGUGGUGGUGGCGGCUAUGGUGGCGGCUCCUCUGGUGGGGGCGGCGGCGGCUUUGGCGGCGGCUCCUCUGGUGGGGGCGGCGGCGGCUAUGGCGGCGGCUCCUCUGGUGGGGGAGGCGGCGGCUAUGGCGGCGGCUCCUCUGGUGGGGGAGGAGGCGGCUAUGGCGGCGGCUCCUCUGGUGGGGGCGGCGGCGGGUAUGGUGGCAGCUCUUCCGGUGGUGGCGGCGGCGGCUAUGGUGGCGCCUCUUCUGGUGGGGGAGGUGGCGGCUAUGGCGGCGGCUCUUCCGGUGGUGGUGAUGGUGGCUAUGGUGGCGGCUCCUCUGGUGGCGGGGGCGGCGGAUAUGGCGGUGGUGGUUCCUCUGGUGGCGGUGGUAUGUAUGGGAAGUAAACUACCCCAAACAGCAGCAGCAGCACCCCGUCCACCAUUCCUCCGCUCAGCGUCCUCAACAGCCCCUCACCACAACACCCACUCACCCCAACUAGUCGACUCUUUCUCACAACCCUUUCUCACCAUUCCCCACCCAGCCACCCAUUCACGAACCUUUCGCUGUAUCUUAUGCCACAUUUUCCCGUCCUUGUUACAUAGAGUUAUUUUUAAGUUUGUGUGUAUGUUUCUGUGUGUUUAUCUAUAUACGUACGUAUAUCUGCCCAUGCAUGUAUACUAUGUACUGUCGAAAAAUUUGCCCGAAAUAUAUUUUUUUGGGACGUCGAUCACAAA
Messenger RNA from Eriocheir sinensis (Chinese mitten crab), 1733 nucleotides. Its product is annotated as loricrin-like. The transcript is spliced from 2 exons. The coding region runs from base 27 to 1403 and encodes 458 amino acids. Lineage: Eukaryota; Metazoa; Arthropoda; Malacostraca; Decapoda; Varunidae. The record is from RefSeq and is a predicted model, not a curated record.